AUGGCCGCCGCCGAGGAGUUGCAAGAUGGACAAAAAUUUUAUGUAUUUUAUUGCAUGGAAUGCCAUGCGAUCUUUGGAGAUAGUUUAGCAACGGCUAGGAUGAACAAAAGUUUAAAAAGCAUAUCACUUAAUGGUUGGUAAUCAAUAAUCAAAAUGUGUAACAGUUGUACAAACUUUUCUACAGAAUCUGUAUUUGAUUAUAUAAAUAUUGGGUAGUCCCCUCUCAGGAACCCUUUGAGAAAUGAGAAUUUAGUGUCUCUCUAUGUUUUUCAAGCGGUCACCGAAUCUGUGAAAGUGACUAACUUAUUUGAAACGUCUGCUGAUGGAGAAGAUCGAGGAAGGUAUUAUAAAAUAAAGUCUUACUAAUGUCCACUUGUUUACAAUCCUUCCAAUUUUUGGUGAUUAUAGCAAAGGUGAUAAAAAAGCCAUAAAAUUGUAUUUUCUCACAGUACGUACCGUGUCCUAGAGUGCAAGUCAUGUCAGCAUCCUAUUGGUCGUAUGUAUGAUACAACGCCAAGAAAGCUUGACAGCAUCAGGCAAGUAUUAAAACAUGUUUUCAGAUACAGUAUUUGCCAUGGUGCAUGAACCAAGAAUGGGGAAACAAAUCCGCCAGGAAGGGUGCAUAUGUUCUCCACCCCAUCCAGACUUAUCAUUGUACAGCUUACCAAAAUUUAACGUCUGAUUAACUGAACUUUCAAAAGAAAUUCUCCCCCUGCGAUUCUCUCCCAGCAGAUUAGGGGUGCGAGGCAAUAAUGUUUCCUCAUUAUUUUCUAUAUGUAGAGAUCUCUAUACACUCGACUGGAAUAAAGUAAAAAGUUAUCAACUUGGAAGAUGCACAAAUAAAAACUCCAAACCAGAAAUGGAAGAUGCAGAAUUAAUGGUAUAUAGUGUUUCUCAAUUUGACUUAGCUUCUAAUUGCCAGAUUAUUGUGUCUUACUGUAGGUGUCACAUGAUUGCCUUAUAGAGUGUAACAUGCAGUUACCUGGCCUUCAGCAUCAGGCCAAGCUAAUGAAUUGUGAUGUUUACGAGGAUGCUUUCUGUUAUUUUCACAGACACGUUCAAUGCUACUUUGUUUAACUGAAAGAGUUGAUAGUGUAACUGAAAGAGUUGAUAAUGUAACUGAAAGGGUUGAGAAGUUGGAAUCAUUAGUGGAAGAGGUUGGAAGCGAAGAUGAAUUUCCAGAAAAUGAACUUGAUUCAAACAGAAACGAGAAAAAGCGAAAGAUUAGAUAA
This is a messenger RNA of Paramuricea clavata, 1232 nucleotides long. NCBI's taxonomy places the organism in Eukaryota, Metazoa, Cnidaria, Anthozoa, Malacalcyonacea, Plexauridae. The record is from the annotation of a GenBank genome assembly.